Messenger RNA from Colletotrichum gloeosporioides, 4452 nucleotides. RefSeq lists its product as uncharacterized. The coding region runs from base 1 to 4452 and encodes 1483 amino acids. Gene Ontology annotation, biological process: cell division. Gene Ontology annotation, molecular function: protein binding. NCBI's taxonomy places the organism in Eukaryota, Fungi, Ascomycota, Sordariomycetes, Glomerellales, Glomerellaceae. The transcript is spliced from 3 exons. The record is from RefSeq and is a predicted model, not a curated record.
AUGGAGAGAAUUGACGACGUUGUGGAUCGCGCAAGACAGGCGCUGGAGGGAGUGUCUGAAGACGACGAAGAUCGAUGGAGGACUCUGGCAGAGUUCGGAGGUCUGCUCGACUGGGCAUGGAGCCAGACCAAGUCCAUGCAAUAUCUUGAGGAAGCUAUCGGGGUCUCUGAGGCUGUGGUGAAGGUCACGGCGGACAAGGGCCUGAUCAUGAACCAGGCAGACUUCCUCGCCACUUUGCACUCCCUCUGGCUGGAGAAGUAUCACGAAACUCACGAAAUCAUGGAUCUGGACAAAAGCAUCCAGGCUGCCCGGAAAGCUGCAGAUUUAACGCCGGAAGAUGACGAAUACAAGGCCAGCCGACUUAGUGAAUUCUCACAUCGGAUUCAUACAAGAUACAAGCGCUUGGGCCGGUUGUCGGACUUACAGGAAGCGAUUCAGGCCGCGGACCAGGCUAUAGAAGCUUCCCCGGGCAUACAGAAUGAAGCUACACGCGCUGGAUGGCGAAGUAACCUUGCGUUCCUAGUUACAGCAAGAUUUCGACAUACUGGCGAGUCCAAAGACUUGGAACAUGGGAUCCGCUAUGCCAGAGAGGCGGUCGAAGCCACACCCGCCGACCACCGCGAGAGAUCGAAUAGGCUGAACAACCUUGGGCACGUUUUAUACUCUACAUACAUCUACAAGGACAUGCCCCAAUAUUUGGAAGAGGCUAUUAACUUGGCCAAAGAUGCCAUUGACGCAUUUCCCGCAGCUGUGCCUCCGGACCAUCCUAGCCGACUUGAUCGGCGGUUUAACCUAGCUGUACGUCUCGGAGCUAGAUACUCGCUGACAGCUUCGAAUGACGACAUAGAUGAGGCAACACGAAUAACCCAAGAGGUACUGUCUUUGACUCCGCACGGAAGCCUGGAGUUUCCCACCCGUCUUGACCUCCUUGGGAGCCUGCUAGAAGACCGGUACAAAAGCACUCUCAAAAGGGAGUACCUGAACGAGGCAAUUGAUAUCGCCAUGAAGGGUCUCGAGGUAACCUCAAACGACAGUCUCGACCAGGCUACGUUCCUGAGGAACCUUACCUUUCGUUUUGGCGAGAAGUUUCUGUUCUCAAAUUCGCUAGAUGACCUGGAGUUGGCCAUCCAUGCGGCGAGGAAGGCCCUUGAGAUCAUUCCCCGAGACGUACCAGAGCGACUAAGUGUAUUGAGCAAUCUCGGAGCUUUACUCGGAAAGCGUUACUCUCAGACUCUGGACGCAGGUGGAUUAGACGAAGCCAUUGGAUUUGCCAGAGAAGCUCAAGAUGCAUUCGCGGGGCCACACAUCCGCAUCAACGACAGGAUUUCCCGCAUCAUUGUCCUUCACGACCUUCUUUAUAAGAAGUACUCGCGCAGUGGAGCGAUAUCUGACCUGGAAACUGUUAUUCUUGCGGCAAAGGAGGCUGUCAACAUUACACCGCAAGACCACGAACAGCGUCCAGAACUCCUGGAUACUCUUAGUCAUCAUCUUGACCACAAAUAUUUCUACACCAGGACUAUCGAUGAUCUACACGGAUGUAUUCAAUUCACAAGAGAAGCUCUUGCUAAGACCUCGGAAUCUAGCCCACAUUGGGCAGCACGCUGCCAUAACUUGGGCCUCCGACUAGGCGAGAACUACUCCGUCAUCGGGAAGCGAGUCGCAUCGGACCUGCGUGAAGCAAUUCAGAUGAGCCGAAACGCUGUCAAAGCAACUCACGAGAAACAUACUAUGCGUCCAGACUACCUGAAUGGCCUCAGCCUAAACCUCGGACGACAAUAUUAUGAAAAUGGCCAGAAGGCGGAUCUUGACGAAGCCAUCAAGUAUGCGAGAGAAACCAUGAAGGUUGCACCAUCAGAUCAUCCAGACCACGGUUAUUUUCUCAUCAAUCUAAGCAAUCGCAUCGGUGACAGAUUCACUCACACUGGCGACGAAGAUGAUUUGACGGAGUCUACUCAACUUGCCCAGGAGGCCUUGGAGGUUACUGCACAACACGGUCCUCGGCUAUCAAUCAGGAUGAACAACUUGGGACUCCGUCUGAGAGACAGAUACUUGAGGACUGGCGAAAUGGAAGAUCUUGACAAGUCCAUUCUGCUAGCAAGGAAGGCGACACAAGCUACUUCUACGGACACGAAGACACCGGAACGCAUCGACCAGCUGUUUAAUCUAGCAAUCCGACUUGGCGAUAGAUAUCAGCGAACAGGAGAAGAAAAGGACUUGAAAGAAGCUAUUGGACUUGCUAAAGAAGCCGUUAAAUCUACGCCUGAAGGCCACCCAGCUCAGGGUACUCGUCUCAAUGCGCUAGCAAGUCUACUGGGCGACCAGUAUGCCCGUUCUCAUGUACUAUCACAUUUGGACGACUCCAUCGCAUUCGCAAGGAAGGCCACGCUAGUGGGCACGCAAGACCACUUUGUUAGACAUGCGGAGUAUUUGAACAACCUUGGAAACCGGCUUUCUGACAGAUACUCUCAUGCCGGGGCGCUAGAUGAUCUCGAAGAGGCUAUCAAGUUCCAUGAUGAGGCGGUCAAAACGGUGCCUCCUACCCAUCCCGACAGAGCAGACUAUUUAAACAACUUGGGAAAUGCUCUGAGUGAUAGAUAUGAGCGCAAAAGGGGAAUAGUCGAUCUUGACAGAGCUAUCAUUGUAUCCCAAGAAGCUUUGGCAGCACUGGUUCCACAAAAUAACCCCAAUCAAGGACCAAUCUUGAGCACCAUUGGAAACAGACUGAUCGAUCGAUACUCCGGAGAAACCCAUCCGAAACGCGGACAGGUCGAAGAUCUCAACAUGGCAAUCAGUCACAUCAACAAAGCUGUGCAGGUCACGCCUGAAGGCCGCCCCGAUCGGGUCAAGUACCUGAACAACCAGGGAAAAUUCUACGGUCUCAAAUAUCGACAUUUUGAGAUGCUACAUUUGGACGACCUCGAGGUGGGUAUUAGGGCUGCCAAAAAAGCGGUUGAUGUCUGCCCCGGUGAUCAUCCUGACCGAGCUGCGGCUACAUUCAAUCUUGGGCGCUUGCUUUGGGACAGAUACUCCAAAGUCGGGGAGCCAGAUGACUUACAAAAUGCAAGGAAAAACUUCGCGUUAACUGUGGGUCACAAGCAAGCCCCGAUCAGCUUGCGCAUCGAUGCUGGUCGCCAAUUCCUUUCGACUCCAGAUGUCUUGAACGACAAACAGGAAGCUUACGACAUAGCAAAACAAACCAUUUCACUGGUUCCAGUGUCAGCACCGCUAUCAUUGCGCCCGGCAGAUAAACAGUAUCUCCUUACUCAAGCAGUCGGGCUAGCUUCAGAUGCUGCUGCAAUUGCAACAGAGGCUGGCCAAGGCCCGGCCGAGGCCCUCAAGUUGCUUGAGACUGGCCGAGGCAUCAUCGCCAGCUCCCUCCAGAAGAUCCGAACAGAUACAUCGGAGCUGCACCGCUCACAUCCCAAAAUGGCACAGGCUUUCAAUCAGCUUCGUAAUCUUAUGGAUGUAUCUAACACGAGCCAUGCUGGUUCCGACAAGUCUCUCAUUGCAGCAGACAGUCGUCACCUUGCCACUGCUCGGAUGGAAAAUCUGUUGUCGAAAAUCCAGCAACAGCCCGGUUUUGAAGGGUUUCUUGACACCAUGUCUGAGAAUCAGAUGCUUCAAGCGGGUUCUAGAGGCCCCGUUGUUGUUGUCAACGUUAGUCGAUUCAGCGUUACCUACGAAACCAUUGAGUCAAGGGCUCGUAAAGUCAGGCACCCUUCCGAUCUUACCUGGUUAUGGGAUGUCAUUGUUGGACCUGUUCUCCAGUACUUGGGCUUUGCGAGCACGCCGCACGCGGGAAAAUCUUGGCCGCAUGUUUGGUGGAUUCCGACCGGCCCGCUGGUUGGCUUUCCUCUCCACGCUGCCGGUCAUCACAUUGAUCGUCAAGGACAAACAGCGCUUGACAGGGUGAUAUCAUCCUAUAGUACAUCCGUUCAGGCCAUUCUCCAUGCUAGGAAGUCAAUGAACUACAACUCAGCCCAUCACAUUGCGGCCACAGAGCAAGAGAAGAGCGAAGGCAACUCUAGCUCAGAAUUCGUUCUCGUUUCCAUGCCGGCCACGCUAGGCUUACCACCAUUGGAGCACGCCACAAGCGAAAUUGAUACUGUGAAACUGGGCUGCCAGUCCAGAGGAAUCGGCUACACCCACGCGGCUGGAAAACACAAAGAUGUACUUGCCGCAUUGAAUAGUGGUUGCAAGGUGUUCCACUUUGCUGGACACGGCGAGACGCACUCCAUCGACCCUCUACAGAGUUGCUUGCUACUGGAAGACUGGAAGAACCAGCCCCUAACAGCUGGAAAUCUUUUGGAGAUAAAUCUCAAAGAAAAUUUUCCAUUUCUGGCCUACUUGUCGGCGUGUGGAACGAGUCAGAUCCGUGAUGAUAGGUCUGUCGACGAAAGCAUUCACCUGGCUGGCGCCUUCCAGCUUGCUGGCUUCCGACAUCAAAAUUGA